This is a messenger RNA of Moneuplotes crassus, 311 nucleotides long. The record is from the annotation of a GenBank genome assembly. NCBI's taxonomy places the organism in Eukaryota, Ciliophora, Spirotrichea, Euplotida, Euplotidae.
CUCAGUCCAGAAGAAAUAAACGAAGUUGAAGAAAUCAUGCAUGAGAGACAUCCUCUGUAUUAUACAUGAAACUCUGUAUUUGAUAUAUUCCCUGCCUUCAGAAGUAUAUUCUGUUGUUUUGGAGAUAAAAAGCAACGUGAGCAGCCUAUACUUCCUCAGGAAUUUGAAAGAAGCGAUGCUCCAGCCAACCCUCAAAAACCUGAAGAGCAAGGAGAAAAGAAGCUAGGGUUUGGAAUAGUUGCAUACUUUGAUCUCCAAAAGUAUUUGUCAGUACUUUUCCUGAUCAUAUUUAUCCUCCAAUUACCAUCCCU